AUGGCCAGCAACAUUGUCUCCAAAAUUAAAACGACAGAAUCCUCACAACUGGCGGCCUUUGCUGCAGGCUGCUUCUGGGGGGUGGAACACAUCUUCAGGAAACACUUCAAUGUCCCAGAUCAGAUUGUGGACAUCAAGGUUGGGUAUGCCAACGGCAAAGAAGACAUUCAUUCUCCAUCCUACAAGGCCGUCUGCACGGGGGCAACCAACUUUGCAGAGGCUGUCCUUGUCUCCUACGAGCCUUCCAGAGUCUCCUACAAAGAGCUGACGGAGUUCUUCUUCCGUAUUCACGACCCAACCACACUCAACUCCCAAGGCCCGGAUGUCGGCACACAGUACAGGAGCGGCAUCUACUACACUACACCUGAACAGCAAGACGUUGCCCAACGUGUGAAAGACGUCUUCCAGAGGGAAUGGUACAAGGACUCCAAGAUUGUCACAAACAUUGAACCUUUGAAGAGUUUCUACGACGCCGAAGAAUACCACCAGCUCUAUCUCCAUGUCAAUAAGGACGGAUACACGUGCCCAACCCAUUUCCUAAGGGAGAAACCUUUAUAA
This is a messenger RNA of Pichia kudriavzevii, 558 nucleotides long. RefSeq lists its product as uncharacterized. NCBI's taxonomy places the organism in Eukaryota, Fungi, Ascomycota, Pichiomycetes, Pichiales, Pichiaceae. Gene Ontology annotation, molecular function: peptide-methionine (S)-S-oxide reductase activity. The transcript has a single exon. Bases 1 to 558 code for a protein of 185 amino acids. The record is from RefSeq and is a predicted model, not a curated record.